AUGCGGAACGAAGAUAAAAGCACAAGAGUUUCUGAAAAAAAGAGAGUAAUAUGUGUAACGUUGAAAGGCUCUGCUAGUAGUGGUGCACCUUUUGAGGUUAAGAGUCUGGCCAAAGCUUCAUCUUCAGUUGGUUUUACAGUCAAUGCGUUUGGAAACAGAUUCGUAAUUCCCGCAAGCGCACCCGGAUGGGUUUACUUUUGCUUGCUAAUGGCGGCUGGAUUCGGGCUUUUUAUCAGCGAAGAGGCGCUAAAUAUUUGGGUUGGGAUAACAUUGGCUAGAAUGUUAACUCUGGAUGGGACGUGGCAAUCUUUUGCUGAGUCUUUCUCUCGGAAUGCUCCUUAUAUAAUGUCUACUGUAUCUUGGGUUUACUGGGGAGUUUGUAUAAGCGAUAUGAUACCGUUUUACCUAGGGAAGCUCUUCAGACAAAGUGGAUCAUCAGAUGAUGUUUGUUCAAAGCUGGGUAUAGGUAAAGAGAAAGCGAUGGGCAUUACCCAGGCCGUCCAAAAAUAUGGGAACCUCUCAGGUUUUGUGGAAAUAUUUUCGCUGGGAGUGAGGAAUCCUACAGCAUUCUUUGCCGGAGCACUUGGAAUAUCUCCAGAAUGUUUCUUUGCAGGAGUUUGCUGCGGUGGUUUGAUAACUCUUCCAAUUCAGCUUGUGAUUGGGUUUCUUCUUCGAGAACGUCCUAUGUUUGCUGUCACAACAGUAGCAACUGUAGUGGGAAUAUGGACAAUCUUCCCGUAUAUGGUGGCUGCAGCCACGGCUUUGUACCUCUAUAUUCGCAGUCGCUACACACCUAAGACUUAGCUGUCCACAUUACUUAAGUAUAAUACAUAGACAGAAAAUGUAAGAGCUCAAUACUCAGCAAGCCCAAACAAAUAAGGUAUAUACGUAUAGUGCAGUAAUAUCUUUAAAAAGGAUUCACUUGAAACUAAUUUGUUCCUGGAACAAACCGUUCUCUUU
Molecule: messenger RNA, 960 nt
Organism: Brassica napus (rape)
Lineage: Eukaryota; Viridiplantae; Streptophyta; Magnoliopsida; Brassicales; Brassicaceae
Product: inner membrane protein BB_0250-like
Exons: 10
Coding region: 1-804 (267 amino acids)
Source: RefSeq, a predicted model, not a curated record